AUGCCCCACUCUCACAAAUGGCAUCAACAUUAUAAACGAAAUACAAUUUCCAAAAAUGGCAAGACCUUCAUCAUCCACUGCGGCACAAAUGACCUUGAACAGAUAGAUGCCAGUCAAAUCCUAGUAAAGCUCAAGACCUUGGAAAACCAACUCCACAAGAAAUACCCUCAAUCCCGAGUGAUAAUAUCAUUACUCCUACCACGAGCAGAUAAACUCAACGGAGCAGUAAACUCCCUCAAUGAAACAAUUCAGAAAGAAUUUAAAGAUAUAGCACACACAGCCCUAGUAGAACACAAUAAUAUAACACCACAGUAG
This is a messenger RNA of Paramuricea clavata, 315 nucleotides long. The record is from the annotation of a GenBank genome assembly. Lineage: Eukaryota; Metazoa; Cnidaria; Anthozoa; Malacalcyonacea; Plexauridae.